Messenger RNA from Sphenostylis stenocarpa, 951 nucleotides. The record is from the annotation of a GenBank genome assembly. Lineage: Eukaryota; Viridiplantae; Streptophyta; Magnoliopsida; Fabales; Fabaceae.
AUGGAUACCCUAUCAAGGAUUACUUUGCCCCCCACUUGUUACAGCCUGCAGUUCCCAAAAAUCUCUGCAUUUUCUCGUUUUCCAAAUGCUUUUUCCGCAACCACUCCCCUGGUUUCAGUGCUAAGAGUAAGAGCUGGUCCUCCUUCAGUGAAUGAUGUCGAUGAGGAUGUCUUGCAAAUAUUUUUCAAAGAGAGAGAAUUAAAUGGCGAUUUUAUAUCAAGAACUUCUGAUUUAUUAUGGAGAAGAAAUUUCAGAAAUUCUGGUGAUUAUGAUAUUAGCAUGCUCACUGACAACACUUCUGAACAAACAGAGCAGAUCAUAGAAACCAACAAUGAUGGCGGUUUUUUAAAACUUAAAGGAACUCAGGAGUGGUUAACAGGUGAUAAUUCUCCUCCAAUAAACAAGAAGAUGACUGCUCAGAUGUUACAGGACAGCAGCGCAAGAUACAAGAAACUGAACAUGCUCAAAUAUGAAUCUCUCAAGAGGGAAUUACUGCUUCUAUCUGUGGGUAUUGGAUUCGCUUGCAGUGGAUAUUGCUUGGUAAUUUUUUCAGUGCAGGCUGCUAUAAGUUAUGCGAUUGGAGUACUUUUCAGUUGCUUGUACCUUCAACUAUUGUAUCAACAUGCAGACAACCUAUCCAAUGAAAAUGUUCCUCAAGUAUUCAAGAAAAAAAAGUCAAAGAAAAUUGGUAUAAGAAGUGAGGACCUUGAAGAUUUCUUGGAGAGGUCAAUCAAGGGUAGCAGUAUAUCACUUUCAUCUCCCAGGCUUGUUAUUCCAGCAACAAUAUAUGGACUUUGGGUCCUGUUUCAUCAGUACUUUACCAAUGACUUCUUUGAUUUCCAGCUUGUGCCAGCCAUGUUCGGAAUGUUUGUCUACAAAGCUGCUGUUCUGGUGCAAGUUUAUAGGGACAAUGAAGGCUUGCGGUUUGUAUUUCCAGAAAAUGAAGAUUGA